CUCCGCUCACCCAGAGCUAGUUAAGCAGCAAGCAAGCCCGUCGAGAAGCGAAACCGAGCCACGAUCAUCGAUCUGCUUUCUGGCUCCUGAGCCCAGCUCUCUCCACUCCCCAUCGAUCUCCACCGAUCAAGCGACCAUGCUGCACCAUUACCACCAUGGCGAAGUGGCCAGCCUGCACUGCCUCUCGCCCCCGAACCCGCCGUUCCACACCCACUACCACCACCCCGGCAUGAUCGCCGCCAGCAUGACGCCCCCUCCGCCCUUCCACUUCUCACCGGCAGCCUACGAGUAUGAGGACGAGCCUAUGCUGCAGGAAGCGCUGGCUGCCAUCGGCAAUAACAGCCCGCCCGGCUCCGGCGGGGCUGGUGAUGACAUCCAUGGCCAGACGCUGGCUUCGGCGGCGGAGGAAGAGCGGAGGCGGCGGAGGAUGGUGUCCAACCGCGAGUCAGCGAGGCGGUCGCGCAUGCGCAAGCAGCGGCAGCUCAGCGAGCUGUGGGCACGGGUGGCCCACCUCCGCGGCGCCAACCGCCGCCUCCUUGACGAGCUCAACCGCGCAAUGAGGAGCUGCGGCGACGUCCGCCGCGACAACGACCGGCUCAGCGCCGAGAAGGCCGAGCUGGAGGCCAGGCUCGAGCAGCUCAUGCAGCAAGCACAACAGAGCAACAACGCCUCCUCAGAGCCAUGCGAGAAAAACACCACUGCUGCUGCUGCUGCCGCUGCUGAAUAAACCAUUCUUAUCUUCUCAAUUUAACUACCAGGGUCGUUAAUUAUUACUGUAGUAUACUCAAAUAAGGCGUGCGUUGAGGGGUUUGAUCGGCUUAAUCGUUUCUUAAUUUUAUUAAGAUUGGGGUAAUGAUACAUACCCUUAGCUACGUACUACUACUGCCCAUUACUGUCAUCUUUUUUGGCAAGGUGCAAGUGGCUAGAUGAAUAUGGAUUGGGUGUUACUGACGAGUUGCCAUCAGUGGACAAAUUAUAGUGCAACAUGAUCAUACGGAUGAUGAAACAA
Molecule: messenger RNA, 1009 nt
Organism: Triticum dicoccoides
Lineage: Eukaryota; Viridiplantae; Streptophyta; Magnoliopsida; Poales; Poaceae
Product: bZIP transcription factor 16-like
Exons: 1
Coding region: 137-727 (196 amino acids)
Biological process (GO): regulation of DNA-templated transcription
Molecular function (GO): DNA-binding transcription factor activity
Source: RefSeq, a predicted model, not a curated record